Molecule: messenger RNA, 1368 nt
Organism: Suillus discolor
Lineage: Eukaryota; Fungi; Basidiomycota; Agaricomycetes; Boletales; Suillaceae
Exons: 7
Coding region: 1-1368 (455 amino acids)
Source: RefSeq, a predicted model, not a curated record
AUGACGCCUCAGGAAGCGGCAAACGACGCCCUGAACACCACCCUGAUCGAUGUGCAAUCGCUCAUGAAGCGUUGCAUGAAGUUAAAGGAAGCCGAUCCAGAGACCUUCAGGCUCUCGGAUGAAAUCGCCCGGCGAGUGGCCAAAGAUUUGAAACUGUAUGCGGGGACUGCAACAUCAUUCUCUCCCCUGCUACUCUCCUGUGCCGCCAUUAUCCGGCAGUGCUCAAAGGCUGGCACCUUUGAGAGUGUCCCCGAUUGGACCUCUGUCGCAGAAGACGACCCAAGGAUCAAGACCCAUCCAAGAUUCGAGAAGACCUUGGGCUACCGCCGUCCCUCUCUAGUUGAGGUUCCUGCCGACUUGGAUCCUCAAGAUGCUGCAUCUGCAUCUGCGACCACUGUCCCUUCAGCAGCUCCCGUUUCACCGACAUCUGCACCGCCAGCUCUUCCAGCCAGCCAAUCCCUCGACAAUCUGAUUGCUGCACCGGCAGCAGAACACAAGCUGGUAUCGCCGGCGCCAGACCCGAUGGCUGCGGGCAUACAAAGCCCUCCCCACCUCCCUGUCAAAUUCAAUCUCUUUGUGGCCGGCACCAAGAAGAAAUCCGGAAUGGUGGCCCCGCAGGUCGGUAACACCAAGAAGAGAAAGGCCGAAGAUGAGGAUACCGAUGUCGAUGAUCCCAAGUCGCACCCUCCAUCCUCAAAGCCAAGACAGAAGAGGAAGAAGAAGUUCUUGUCGGCCGACGAGGACAAAGUUUGCACCGGGACUAUUUAUGUAAAGUCCAAUGCAGCAUCAGACAAGGAUUCGGAUGCGGCUGGUCCGGAUUUAUCGGAUGCGGCGGAUGACGAGAGUUUCCUUGAAGUAGAGACAAGGCCUGCCGAAUGGGGUCAGGAUUCUCAGAUCGCAACACCAUGGAAGCAUUCCGUCCGUUACCAUCCUCGGCAGUGCGACAAGUGCACCAAAUUGGACAUACCCUGCGUUGUCCUUCCGGACAAAAAACGUCCCGCUGCGAUCUCCAAGACCCCGGGUAAGAGAUCACUUGCCCAACCCCCUCGGGUUGAGCUCGACGUAAUUGAAGAGAAGAAGCAACAGCUGGGUCCGCCGGUCGGUGCGCCCAUGCGCAAAGUCCCAACCGUUGGCACAAGCCGUCGGCCGGCACAGGACGAUCAGCCUGCGCCAGAAAACCGCGCCGAUCCCGAGCCAACUGCAAGAGACAUCUUGCAGAGCAUCCACGACCUCGGCAGGAGAUUGGAUCUCCUGGCCACCAAUGAGAGGGUGGACGCCUUGGAGGUAAGAGUGCGUUCGGUGGAGAAUAUCCUCCACCAGCGGUUAGACGCACUGGAGCAAAGGCUCAACGCCUCAGAUGCCCGGUAG